CUCCUCUUUCUCUUCAGUCCGUUCCCCCUCCUCUCCCAGCCGCUCCGCAGGUUCAAACUCUUCUCCCGGAGAGUGGCGGCGAUCGCGCGGUCACGUGAUGAGCAUCCUGCUGCCCAACAUGGCGGAGUUCGACACCAUCUCGGAAUUGGAGGAAGAAGAGGAGGCAGCAACAUCGUCCUCGUCUCCGUCCUCGUCUCCGUCGUCGUCGUCGUCGUCGUCGGUAUCUGGGCCCGAUGAGGAUGAGGAGGAGGAGGAAGAGGAGGAUGAAGAGGAGGAGGACGAAGAAGAAGAGGAGGAGGAGGUGCCGCCCCCGCCUCGGGUAGUGAGCGAGGAGCAUCUGCGGAGAUAUGCCCCAGACCCGGUGUUGGUGCGCGGCGCCGGCCACAUCACUGUGUUUGGAUUGAGCAACAAGUUUGAUACAGAAUUUCCAUCAGUUCUGACAGGGAAGGUGGCACCAGAAGAAUUUAAGACCAGCAUUGGCCGUGUGAACUCAUGCUUGAAAAAGGCUCUCCCUGUCAAUGUGAAAUGGCUGCUGUGUGGAUGUCUCUGCUGCUGCUGUACCCUGGGGUGCAGCCUGUGGCCCGUUAUUUGUCUCAACAAAAGAACCAGAAGAUCGAUUCAGAAGUUACUAGAAUGGGAAAAUAAUAGAUUGUACCACAAGCUUGCUCUGCACUGGAAGUUGACUAAAAGGAAAUGUGAAACUAGCAAUAUGAUGGAGUAUGUAAUACUAAUAGAAUUCUUACCAAAAUACCCCAUAUUCCGACCCGACUGAGGAGUUUUAUUCAGUCACUUCUGUGUUAUCUGUCAUUUCCUACCCUUAGUGCCUUGUAGAUGAUCUUGGAAUGGAGACAGUCUCUUUCGCUGUGUUCAAUUUAUUCUUUACAACAGUAGACUAUUCUUCUCACUCUUUUAUUUGUGUUAAUUUAAGAAAAUUUGCACAUCUUUUUUGUUAUUAAAUGAGGCUUGUGUUUUGCACUCUCAAUUUUUAAAUAAAUGCAAACAUAUACCCGUAUUUAUCGUUAACACUAAAAACAUCAGUGCUGGUGUUUAAAGAAACAAAACAAAAACCUUGUUCUGAGCAUGCUGCCUUAUGAUUUUCAUACUCACUGUUUCUAAAUAUGCAUCAUUUUUCUAGGCUAUUUAAUGCUCUGUAAUCCCUUACUGAACACAUCCAAAUAAGCUUUUGGUAGCUUUUAGAAAUGGUUUUACUCUGCUCUUAAAGAAAAUGCAAUUAAUAGCACUGGUUUCCUCCUGCACUUUGCUAAAUUGUCACUUAUGUUAGUGGAUAAAAUAUUUAAACUCCUAAAGCCUUGUAAAUAUUGUCUCUUUGCAUAAUGUAAAAUGUGGUAUGCCAUGGUUUACAGAAUGUAUUAUUAUUAUCAAUGUAUUGCCAACAAUUCCACAUAGAUUUUAAUAUGAAUGAUGUUUGCAAGCACCCUUUUGAAUGUAGAGACCUUUAACAUGCUAUUUUGUGGCAAAGCCAAAAUGAGUAUGUUAAAUUUCAGGUGUGGGGCGGAGUGCCCUUCCUAAUAAGUGGAUUAAAAUUGAAAUCAUUACUUUAGAUCUUGGGCAUCCAACCUGAGACCAAGAACCUUUUUUUCCAUUUAAUUCACUGUUCUCCAUCUCUCCUCCACUCCAUCCCCAUCUUAUAGCCCUCAGGAGUUCUUAUUUCCUUUCCCUCGUGCAUCCUUUCCGUCCUUUGAAAAAUACACAAGAUUUCAGUCUUUAAAUGUCUUGAGAGCUGGGCACAUGCCAUUAAUCCCAGCACUCAGAAGACAGAGGCCAGGGAUUUCUUUGAGUUCGAGGCCAGACUGGUCUACAAUAUGAGUUCCAGACAGCCAGGGCUACACAGAGAAACCCUGUCUCUAAAAACAAACAAUCAAACAAGCAAGCAAACAAAAGUGUCUUGAGAUUUUUGCCUCUUCUGUGAGGUAUCAAGGCCUCCCUGAAAGCCAUGGUUUCCACUCUUCUGAAGUUCCUUUAUUCUCCAUCCUGAAAGAGCACAGAAGAGCUCUAGCUAUGGAAUAGGCUAGUCACAGUCGAGAAAACAGUCUCAGCCUUCUAAUUGAAGAUCUUCUUUUAAACACUUAUAAAUUAUUGAGGAAAGACAGGUAAAAUUUAGAUAAAAGUGUUUUCAUUUGUAAAUUGGCCACGUGUUUUGAUUGAUACAUGCAUCUUUCUCUGUUUUAUUUUUUUCAUAAUUAAAUUGAGUGAUAUUACUACUUUGGUUCUACUAUAAUUUGAAAUUGUAACAUAAUAAAUGGUUUUAUAUUACAUUAAUUCAACUGCAAGUGAAUGCCUGUAUAUGGGCAUUGUUUAUAAUUUGCAGUGACUGACAUAUAUUCUAUUCUUUUUGUCCUUCUAUUCUUAACUGCUUUUAAGUAAGCUCAUCUCCAUGAACAGAACAAUCUUAACAAGGUCAAGCCUUUUUAAGGCAUUUUUAAGAGUUAUGCCUAAUCUGAAAUCCUUAGUCCUUGACGGAAAGAAGAAGGACAUCCUGUUUGAUAUGUGGUUCUAAUGGUUUGCACAAAAACUUGUUGAGCCACCCAGACACCCCAGAUCUCUAAGUUCUAAUAUAUUAUCUAUGCCUGCAAAUAUGUCUGCCUGCUGCAAAAUUGAAGGUGUAUUUUUAUAGAUAAGAAGGAAGCCUUUGAAAAUGCAUACCCAAUGUCUUGCUUUAUAGCUAAGGUCAGGGAAAAACAUAUCUAUGUCUUAGGUUCCAGCUAAUGUCAUCAGAUCUAUGCUUCAUACUGUGAUGUUUUAAUACCAAAAUUGAUUUCCAUCAUAAUAUAGAAUUUUUAAUUCUCACUGGUAAAAUAAUUACUCGUGAAUGUCAACCCUCGGCAAUCUUACAUUUCGUCUGUAGCCUUAGAAUUUGACCAAAUAGUCAUCAUAGUAACUUUUUCUGCCAUGUACAAAUAACACUUCAUUUUGUUCAAAAAAGAUCAAGAAGUGUAAUGAAUUGUUUCCAUGAAACAAAUAUUAAGACAGGAAUAGAUUGUAUCUGGAAGUGACCAAGUAUAAUUCAAGUUACAAUAGUAUUUGUCAUUUAAAAAUAUUUAUCAGUAUAUGUCAAAUCAACUUGAACUACUCACUAAUAACUGUUAUUUUAUUGUUUAGUAUACUGACUGACAGAUCAUAGUUUCUUGAGAUACCCAGAAAGCAAUCCAUUUUUUCAUUUCUUUUCUUUCUUAUGUGACUGGUAGUUUGAGUGGGGAAGAAGUUCCUUAUUGAAAUUAGUCAUAGCAAACGCUAACCUGACAGAGUACACCGAGAUCACUAAUUCUCCCCAUUACCCCAAUCUUCUUUUCUUUUAACCUCAGAAUAGAAUAUAACUUUUAUUUUUCUAUUGGGUUAGCUAAGUAUGUUGUGAAAGUUAUUUUUGAAUGAAAAAGAGAAUAAUUUUGUUGAUAUAUAAUAUUCCUUUAUUACCAUGGUAGUUUCCAAAGGAAAAAACGUUUUUGAAAUAACAUGUUUUUGCCAAAGCUUCUAAAUCUCUGUAGGCUUUGAGAUUUCUAGUUAAAGGACUUUUUUUUCAUAUUCUGAAAAGCCUGGCGUGGUGGUUUACACCUCUAAUCCCAGCAUUUAUGGGACUAAAGCCAGAGAAUUGCUGUGAAUUUGAAGCCAGCCUGGGCUACAAGCUGUUUCAAGAAAAAAAGAAAAGAAAGUUAGUUUCUGUUACUUCUUGUUUGAUACAAAAUUAUGAUUUAAUAAAUUGAUCCAAUUGGUCAAUUUAAAGCUUAUCUAAAAGGCUAUUAGCAUCUAUAUUAUUAAUAAAAAUAAGGGCAAAUGUCACAUCUCAGACAUGUCCUCUACUCGUUUGCCAUUUUACCCCAUGUUAAUUUAGGAAAGAGAUUUGUUAUUGUAACUUUAGAAAUAGAUGGGAAAGUGCCUUGUCUUUUUUCAAAGAUGAUGUGGUAUGUAGAAGGAAGCAGAAUAAAUGAAUUAAUAUUAAUAAUUAAUAUUAAUGAUUCUUUUCAACUAGGCAUGAUAGCACUAGGUCAUUAUAUUUCUCUUAUUUAAAUCCAUUUAGUUAUCUUCUAAUCAUGUGGUAUAUUAAUGAUAAAAUAUCACAGAAUAGAUCAGGCACUUAAAAGUUAGUAUGAUUUUAAUGCUAGUAAGCAUAGAAUUUAACACGGUUCUGGAAGGACAAUGGUCUUUGAGGACCCUACCAAAACUCACUUGAGAAUUAAAUAUCCCUAUUUCUUCUAUUAACAUGACCUGUAAACACUAAUAUCUUCUAAAUAAGCUGUGUUCUUGCCCAGCAUUGCCAUUUUUAAUGAGAGUUAUUGAUGCCUUUGAUAACUAUAGGAAAGCUCAAUACAUUUGUAAACCUAACAACAAUUAGGUAUUUUCAAAUGUGUGCGACCUUUACAAAUCAUCAACACUUUCAUUUUUGCAUUCAGAUAAGCCACUUAAAAGUAAACCAUGACAUGAACACGAAGACCCCAAACAAUAUGUCAUUUGAAUUUUACUGUAUGUCCUAGGCAAGUACAGAAUUUAUACUCAUCUGAUUAAUUGGAAUAGCUUCAUAUAGUGGGAACACUUUUUCCUAAAUUGACUGGAAGUAUUCAGUGUAUUGAAUUUAAGUCCAAUUAUGCCUAUAGAAGUCUGCUUCUUUAAAAAAUAAAAAAAAGGUCUAUUUUACAACUAUCAAAUCAUACAGGUUCCCUUGAGUGGUGAACUGUUGGGAAAUUUUUCGUGGUAAAGACUAAGUUUAUUAAUACUUGCUCAUAUACUUUGUGAGCUAAAAAUAAUUAAAGGGUAUCCAUAAGUAUAUCCUUUCAUAUGUGAGUGUGUAUGUGUAUAUAUGUACAUAUAUAUAUAUAUAUGUGUGUGUGUGUGUGUGUGCAAUUCUUAUCUUGCUCCAGCUUUUCCUCUCACCUGAUUCUGAGCCAGCCUUUUUAUUUUGAUGAUGGCAGCCUGAGAAUACGUUCCAUUUUCUGUGAAUUUUGUUAAAGUCAGACUUAAUGAAGAAACAAUUUAUCUAAUAGUAUGGCCCCCAGGCAAGUGGUCCAAAUAUGUGUCAGUGUUUUCCUCUGUAAAAGUAGAGAGUUGAACCUUGAGCUGGACAGAAAAUGAGAGGUUAGCUACCAUUCUGUGGUUCUGAGAAGCCACACAGACCAUCUUUGCUGUGCAGUGUGGGAAUGGUUCUUCUCAGAUCUGCACUUGGUGGAAACUCAGUGCCUUGCACACAGUUUGAGUUCAGUUUGCUGGCUGGCUGCUAGUUGAUGUGUGUUAGUAAAAACACACUCAAAGAACACAUUGCCUGGCAGACCUUAUUCCCUCUGUGCUGAUAAAAGGGAAUGUAGUUUCCCUAGGAAGGGAGGGCUGGGAUCUCUGGUUUGCCAUGUGGAAUCUGACUGUGCAGUUGGUAUCAGGUGUGACAAUGGUAUCCGCUUAGACCGUGUGAAGAGCUGCAGACUCAAUAUCACAUCUGCUUCAGUGUCUCACCAAGUUCCCUACUCACCAAAAGAUCUAUCUGAAUGGACUUAGAAAAUUCCGGUGGAAAGGAAAAUGGCAUAGAGUUCAAACCCAAGUCACUUCUGGUUUAAUUCUUAGCUCUGCUGCUUAAUUCCUCUGUACCUCAUGUCCUCAUUGCUGAAGUGGGGACAAUAAUCUGGACCUACCUCACAGGGGAAUUGAGGAUCUUUUUCAUGUGUCUGUAUGCUUAGACGCUGACUAAAAGAAAUAUUGAAUAGCAUGAUUAUAUAAUUUCUACGUAGAUGUGACUUUCAAUCUGUGUUAUGUUUUCUUUCUCAGUAACAUCCUACAGUGUUAUGACUUAUUUUUUUCCAAGUCAUUUUUGUUGCUAAUGUCCUAUUUGUUAAACAUGAGUGAUUGUACUAUAUUAAUACUUGAUUUAGGGAGAAAAGCAGGUAGGUAGAAACUAGUGGCCCUCGGGUUAGAGUAGAUAAAAGUAGCAGUGCAAAGUAGCCUUGAGCCUUGCUCAGGAGAUAUUAUUCACAUAACACUGAAGGGCACACACUGACCUAUCACAUGCCUUCUACACCAGCCAAACGAGUCAUGGAAGCACCAUGCAUUUUGCUCAUGUACUUUCCUGUUCUGUUUACUGACAUUGCUUACCAACACUGAUUAAAAAGCUGUGAAUGGAAGUGUGCUUGUAGUUAAUGGAAAUGAGAAAGCUGUCCUUAAGUGUACUGUAAUAUAUACUUGAAAUUGGGGAAGGAAUUUAGAGAUCCAUAUAAUGAAAAUGUUGGGAGCCACUUUUUAAAAGAACUAAAAUUAUUUGGCCUCUCAACAUAUUGCUUCCUAGUCCUGAAAGAAGAGAGAGAGAGACAGAGACAGAGAGACAGAGAGAGACAGAGACAGAGAGAGAGAGAGACAGAGAGACAGAGAGGGAGAGAGACAGACAGAGACAGAGAGACAGAGACAGAGAAAGAGACAGAAAGACAGAGAAUUGACUAGUUUAACCUAUAAAUUCAGAUUAUAAUUUGCCUUCAGUUUUGGUUUGUCUCGGGAGCCUGGAACUGAACUGAUUCCAUGGGGUGUGUCCAUGUCCACACACAGAAUUGCAAAUGUACAAAGUGUUCUGAUGUCAUGUUAUAGCAUUAGUCUAAGUAAUAAUUUCUCAGCGUCUGGAAGUAGUUCUGUGUGUAAAGCCUGUAUGAUAACCAAGGCAAUAAGUUCUCAAAUGGUCCUUUUACUCCUGCUUAUUUGAUUUGCUUUUAUCUUGGCGUAGUUUUCCUGCUUUUCUGUUUCUAUUGUAAGCAAAUAGCUGAAAAUUGUUCUAAUGCCUGGACUUUGGAACAAGUUACAAAUGUUUGAAAUUAUAUAAUCUACAAGCUAGUUUGCUGUCCUUGGACUAAUUACAUACAAGUAUGAAUCUCUACUGCAAGGACAUUCAGAGCUGGCAUUGUUCAAACAAUCUGAUUGAAAAAUGAAACAACUUCUCCAUUUUGGCAGAGGAUUCCUGUUGGGACAGCUUUACCAGAAGAGAAUAAUAGUGGCUAUGUCUGUCGAACCAAGAACUUUCAUGCAUCUUGUAGUGUUCUGUAGCCUGUGGAAUGAGUUCCUCUUCCCCCUUGAGUCCAGGACUGACUUUCCUGGCAGAACUCAACCUAUAUACAGCUGUGCCAAAUGAAGGCUACCUGCCUCCAAGACUCCCACUGCUGCUUCUGUUGUUGUUCACGUGUCAGAUACAAUUUUAUUCUCAGGAUGCAAAUUCCAAUAAAGUACAAAUCUAUGUUA
Messenger RNA from Apodemus sylvaticus (European woodmouse), 7212 nucleotides. RefSeq names its product cysteine rich hydrophobic domain 1 (gene Chic1). The record is from RefSeq and is a predicted model, not a curated record. Bases 98 to 772 code for a protein of 224 amino acids. The transcript is spliced from 6 exons. NCBI's taxonomy places the organism in Eukaryota, Metazoa, Chordata, Mammalia, Rodentia, Muridae.